Gilbertella persicaria is the source of this 1496-nucleotide messenger RNA. RefSeq lists its product as uncharacterized. The transcript has 2 exons. Bases 14 to 1456 code for a protein of 480 amino acids. Lineage: Eukaryota; Fungi; Mucoromycota; Mucoromycetes; Mucorales; Choanephoraceae. The record is from RefSeq and is a predicted model, not a curated record.
GUUUCUUUCAACUAUGAAAAAGUUGUUUAAAAAGAAAAAGUCUGAAAAGAACUUGUCUAGUUCUAUUUUACUUGAUGAACAGAUAAAGAAGCAAUCUAUGUUUGCUCCGCCUUCUACUUCUUCUAUGAUUAAUAUGCCGCAGUCUACAAGUGAAUUGCCUGUUCUUGUUAUGCCAAAACCUAGAAGACCUUAUACGCCUACGCGUGCUAUUCUCGGUAGAUUCGAUCAUGACAAGACGCAAGUAGAAGAGGAAUCAUUGCAUGAAGAAAUCUCACCUAUUCUGUUGCCAACAGCUCGUGAAGGUAAAAAGACGCACAUAAAAUUCAUCUUGCUUAAAACAAUAGUAACAGAACCCCCAAUCGAAACAAGCCAGGGACAUACAGCACAACAGUCAGUCAUGAAUUAUUCUUCAACGAGAGAGUAUGAUUCUGCUGUUGAGUCCUUGUCUGAUCCUACAAUGGAUACACAUAGUCAAAUUGAAUUGCCCAUGAUAAAAAAGCAAAUAUCACGCCGACCUCUUCAAGUGUUGCAAGAGCAACAGAAGCUACAGAAACUGCAAGAGCAGCAGAGACUACAAGAGCAACAGAAACUACAAGAACAACAGAAACUGGAAGAACAGCAAAAAAUGGAAGAGCAGCAACGACUUCAAGAACAACAAAUGCGCGAAAAAGAAGAAUACACCCGCCUAUUCCUUGAACUUAAGCACCAAGUCGAACUCAUGGAACAACAACGCAUCAUUGAACGAGAAGAAUGGGCAAGAAAAGAACAACUUCAUCUGGACCAACAAAACCAAAUGUUAGAAAAACUCAUGAUGACAGAAGAACAACUCAAUAACUAUCUCAUGAAGCAACGUUAUCAAAAACAACUACAGCACAAACAAUGGCAACAGCAAAUGAGCGAAUUGAACUUGAAUGAGCCUCACGCAUUAAACAAGAGUCGAUCGGAAGAAUUUGACAAGUCUCGUAGUGUUGAAGGUGAUUUUCUACCUAGACAUUCACGUCGAAACAGCGUUGUUAGCAAUAAAAGUCGAUUAGAUACAACAGCCAGUCCUUCCACUACAUUGGUACCUACACCCAGUCACCGAUCUUCUGUGGCAUCACUCAGAAAGACAAGGCCGCGAGCAAGAUCAACUGAAUCAGCUAAAUGGCAGCAUCCUCGUCGAGAAUUUGAGCAACCGCAAUAUUAUCUCCCUGAUCGUGCUUAUUAUCCACUCUCUCUGCCUCCGCCUAAACCAAGAAAAAGUCGAUCGACGGGUAAAGAACCCUUACACUAUAGAAGAUCCCAAGGUUAUCCUCAACCUUACUUUCUAGAUCAAGAUGACGAUGAUGGAGAAGAAGAGUAUUGUUAUUAUGAGCCUGCUUAUUAUCCACAAAACUACAUGUAUAGUCCAGAUUAUUGUUCACCUAUGAUGCCUGUCAAUAGGCAUUAUGGACCUUCAAGGUAUCGAUAUCACUGAGAAUAAAAAUAAAAUAAAAUUGGACGGUUCUUUCAAUGCA